AUGCUGCGCAAUGUGCUGCUGAUGGCGACGAGCGGUCUCGUGCUCUUCUCCAAAGAGUUUGCCAACGCGAUCGCGCAGCCCCGGCUCAUUGGGUCGCUGCUCACGGCGAUGCUCGAGUUUUCGGCCAAGACCACCGGCGCGCCCGUGUCCUUUAUUGAAUUCGCCAACGUCGCCGUCACCAUCGUGACCAACGAGAGCGCCAAGGUGUGCUGUGCCCUCUUCUUUGACCCUGCGGACGGCCCCAAGUUUGGCGAGUUCCUCGCCCGCGAGGUCUUGGCCGCGUUCGUCGACGAGUACGCAAGCGACCUCGGCAACAUUGGCCACAACUUGCGGGACUUUCACGGCUUCCAUUUCAAAAUCUCCGAGAUCAUCCGCGACGCGGUCAAGCCGAUCCUCGCCACACUACAGCAGCACCGCGGGAUCCAGAAGGCCAUUCUCGUCACAGAGGACGCCGUGACGCACGCAACCGUCGAAGUCGACCAGCUCGGCGUCCUAGUCAACCUCCAGUCGCUGCGCAACCUCGCCGCCAACAUGAUGGCCUUUGUCGGGGACAAUGCACAGUCGGUGACGAUCCAAGGCGCGCGCAACUGCAGCAUCCAAGUCAGCGCGAUCGAGGCCAACGCGACGCUGGUCGUGGCGUUCAAGAAGGGCGAGCACGCGGCCAGCUGCCUCGUCGCCAUCAACGACGCCAUGCACAUGCUCACACGUGUCUGCCUCUUGCUCAAGAAUUUACACCAAGCCACACGGCCGACAUGACGCAAUACUACACGAU
Saprolegnia parasitica CBS 223.65 is the source of this 772-nucleotide messenger RNA. RefSeq lists its product as hypothetical. Lineage: Eukaryota; Oomycota; Saprolegniomycetes; Saprolegniales; Saprolegniaceae. Bases 1 to 756 code for a protein of 251 amino acids. The record is from RefSeq and is a predicted model, not a curated record. The transcript has 6 exons.